GAGUGCAGGGUGCGCUCCAUCCACAGCCUCAGCACACCGGACUGCCUGCCUGUCAUCCUCCACCAGCUCUCUCUCUCUUUCUCUGCUGUUGGUCCACUCCUCCAGUUCCCUUUUCAUCGGCUUCUUCUACAGUUGUCGGAUCUAUAGCAUGGCUACAAUUUAACACGCACCACCGAGCCGUCAGCAGUUCCACUUGCUACAAAAAGAAAUUCUCCUCCAAAGCUUUGUCCGGCUGAAGUCCCCAUAAUGAUGGAGUAUUGGAGGCAAUGCGCGCUGUGGUUGAUCAACUGCAAGGUGCUUCCAGCGAACCACCGGGUGACAUGGGAGUCUGCUCAGGUAUUCGACCUGGCCCAGACCCUCCGGGAUGGGGUCUUGCUCUGCCAUCUGCUCAACAACCUGAGACCCCAGUCCAUCAACCUGAAGGAGAUCAACCUCCGGCCGCAGAUGUCACAGUUCCUGUGUCUGAAGAACAUCAGGACGUUCCUGGCAGCAUGCAGCGAGGUAUUCGGCAUGAGGAAGAGCGAGCUGUUCGAGGCCUUUGACCUUUUCGACGUCAGGGACUUUGGAAAGGUUAUGGACACACUCUCCAAACUUUCACACACAGCGAUUGCACAACAAACUGGAAUCAGGCCCUAUCCAUCGGAGGAGAGUGUUGAAGACGAGGAUAUCUACAACCACCUGGAGGACCUUAUAGAUGAGAACGAGGUGGAGGAUGAGGAGGAUCUGUACGACUGCGUGUAUGACGAUGAAGAUGGAGGAGAGAUCUACGAGGACUUGAUGAAGACAGAAGCUAUCCCUCCUCCGGCGUUCCAGAAGCAAGCAGAGACGGACAUCAGGAGUUGCUGUUUAACAGAGAUCAGGCAGACAGAGGAGAAAUACACUGAGACCCUGGAGUCCAUAGAAAAGCACUUUAUGACGCCCCUCAACAUGUUUCUAUCCAUGGUCGAGAUGGAAAAGGUGUUUGUGAAUAUCCCGGAACUGGUUAAAGUUCACAAAUGUUUACUGGUGGAAAUCCAAGACUCAGUCCACCACAGAAGUGCCCUGAACCUUUACCAGAUCUUCAUCACUUUCAAAGAGAGGUUGUUGAUCUACGGGAAAUACUGCAGCCAUGUGGAAACAGCCAUCGCCUCUCUGGAUGACAUCUGCAAAGACAGAGAGGACGUACGCAUGAAGCUAGAGGAAUGUUCAAAGAGAGCCAACUACGGCAAGUUCACACUGAGGGAUCUGUUGGUGGUUCCUAUGCAGCGGGUCUUAAAGUAUCACCUCCUCUUGCAGGAGCUGGUGAAACACACUCUUGAUUCUACAGACAAGACUAAUCUGCGGACGGCACUGGAUGCCAUGAAGGACUUGGCUCAGUACGUCAACGAAGUCAAGCGAGACAAUGAGACGUUGCGAGAAAUAGAUCAGUAUCAGAAAUCCAUCGAAAACCUGAAUCAGGCUCUGAGUAACUACGGGAGACCCAAAGGUGACGGCGAGGUACGGGUGUCCUCGGUGGACAAACGAGCUAAACAGGACAGGCACAUCUUCCUGUUCGACGCGGCGGUGAUUGUUUGCAAGCGGCGAGGAGACAACUACGAGAUGAAGGAAGUGAUCGACCUGCACCUCUUCAAGAUCACCAACAACCCCACGUCGGACAAGGAGAACCGAAAGUGGUCCUACGGAUUCUACCUCACUCACAACCAGGGCCAGAGCGGCUUUGAAUUCUUCUUCAAGACCAAAGAGCUGAAAAAGAAGUGGCUGGAGCAGUUUGGCAUGGCCAUAUCCAACAUUCGCCCUGAGAACGCCACUAACAACUUCCACGAGUUCAACAUGCACACCUUUGAAAGGAUCACCUCCUGCAACUCCUGCCACAUGCUGCUGAGGGGCAUCUUUAACCAGGGCUACCUGUGCUCCAAGUGUGGUUUAGGCGCCCAUAAAGAAUGCCUGAGCCGCUUUGGCAGCUGCGGAAAAACAGAUCCCGGCUCCGUCGGAACUCAGGGCAAAGAUCGAGAUGCAGGUCUGCCCAAGAUGCUGGUAAUCAGGAACUACUUUGGCACGCCGUGCCCCACUUCUGGCCCGGCGCUCAGCAUCCAGACGGGUGACAUCAUCGAAUUAAUCUGCGCCGACCUUCACAGCCCAUGGUGGCAGGGCAAAAUCAUGACGACGAAAGAGGUUGGCUUCUUUCCAAGCGACGCUGUGAAGCCUUGUCCAUGCGUCCCGAAGCCCGUCGAUUACUCCUCUCAAGCUUGGUUCGCGGGGCCCAUGGAGCGGCUCCAGGCAGAGGCAGAACUCAUCAACCGGGUCAACAGCACCUACCUGGUCCGCCAUCGCAGCAGAGAAUACACAGAGUACGCCAUCAGUAUAAAGUACAACAACGACGUGAAGCACAUAAAGAUCCUGACCAGAGAGGGCUGUUUCCACAUCGCAGAGAACAAGAAGUUCAGGAGCAUAUUAGAGCUGAUUGAGUACUACAAACACCACUCGUUGAGAGAAGGUUUUAGGAGUCUGGACACAACACUGAAGUUUCCGUACCGGGAACCGGAGAACGCUGCUAUGCACCGCCACAACCGGUCGGGGAGCAACACCCCAUUGCUCUGCGGCCUCUCUUUUGUAACUCCUGCCGGCUACAGCUUUGUACCUCCUUCCUCUGCUCCCUUCUGGUCAGUGUUUACUCCGAAAGUGAUCGGUGUGGCGAUCGCGCGGUACGACUUCAGCUCACGAGACACCCGGGAGCUCUCGCUGCAGGAGGGCGACGUGGUUAAGAUCUAUACGAAGUCGGGAGCCAACGGCUGGUGGAGGGGCGAGGUCAAUGGCAGGGUCGGCUGGUUCCCGUCCACAUACGUAGAGGAGGGUGAGGAGUGAAAGGUCCGACUUGGGAAGAAUAGUCAAAUGAAGGAAGACCGGCAGCAGCAGUGGAGUAAUCAAACUGUGAACAGUAACAAACAGCUUCUGCACCGCUGCUUGCCCCAGUGUUACUUUUCCGAGCAGAGCGGGCGGCUUCGCUCUCCUCGAUGGAGUCCUGUCGCCGACGAAGGCCUUUGGGAGAGAAAAAGGUCCGCAGUACGUCGCGGAUGCGAAGAUGCCCCAUCAUUUCUGGUUGACUCUGUGUGGCUAAGUGACUCCACCAACUAGCAGCUUGCUUGUCAGCGGGGCACAAGCCCUCGCCAGACACCCCCCUCCUCCCUUCCUGAAUUCAUCCAUCCAUAAUUCACCCCGCGCUCCCUUCCUCUCUCUGCACCAGCCAGCCCUCAACUCCCACCUGUUUCUGCCGGCCAAGUCGGCCGUCGCCAGACUGUCAAGAGUAGAUACUCAAACAGCGUUCCUCCAUUCAUGCACUCACCUAUCCAUCCAUCCAUCCAUCCAUCCAUCUAUCCUCCCUACCACCCCCCUGUGAGAAUAGAGACAUCUGAUCCGACAAAGACCCACACUGUAUCCUGUUUUUCUUUCAUCCCCUUCUCUCUCUGAAGGGAUUUCAGUCAGUUUUGACCUUGCCUGUGCGUUUCUUCCACUAAUGCAGGUGGUUAUUGAUGACUUGAUGACCCAGAUUCACACACACACACCACCCACCUCUCCUCCCCCUUCAGAUUACGAUCGCCUCACACACGCGCGCUCUUACAGAGAGAUGUAAGAGAGGGAUGGCGUCGGAUAGCAUCGCUGCACCGUGCCAGCAAUUGAUCGCUGUUGUUCCUAUUUUCCUCCCACCUCCUACAUUCUUUAUCUGCAGCCCAGCCUCUCAUGUUUUUCAGUUGUCUUGGCCGUUAGCGAUCCUCCGCUCUUAUCGGUGGCAGCUCUGUCGACAGGAGCCCAUUCGCCGAGGGUUUAUCUUAUCGGAGGCAUUAGUCGGGGAACAAGCCACACUACCUAGAAGCCACCUGUCCCCUUCACAUAAAAAGAAAAGCAGAUGAAACACAAACUUUGUUCCUCUUUUUGUUUCUUUUUUUUUUCUCAUUUUCCGUCUCAUUUUCUUUGCUUUGCUCAGCAGGUCUCGAAUUGAUUAGUCAUCAUCUACAGAUAUGAUGGAUACGAAGCAGUUCGAUUGAUUGCAUUCUUGCGAAAUGAGCAGUACUGCAGUGGAAUCUAGCCAGAUUUGUACUUUUGCAACAUUUUCACCAGAUUAUGCAUCGAAACGUUCAUCAAAGUGUUAGUUGAGACCGGGUCUUCUCCUAUAACUGCUAUUUUAGAGGCUGGUUUUACUCAAGUUUGUGCAGAAACACGCGCAAUUUAGGGGAUUUAUUCCGGCGAGAAAAACAUCAAACUUAAAAAAAGGUAUUUAAGUAUUAACACUUCAAUCCAAAAGGACUGAUAUCGGCUCUCAGAAACCUUUUUUCCCGCAGCUUAUAUCUUCCUGCUAAAUGUCCUCCCUCUCACCCCCUCUCCUUUUCUGUGUCCCACCCUCACCCCCUGUAUACAUUAUGCACACUGUCUCCUUAAUCCACAGUGAAAGAGGAUUUUCCCACAUUUGAGGGAAUAAAUACCUUUACAGCAAAACACGCCGCGCAACACACUCGUGGUGUUAACACACACCAGCGUGCCGUCACAGACGGAGUAUGGAGGCAGCGUACACAGAAUCCAAAUAGUGAUCAACUUAUGUCUGGAGGUGAGACCAGAAAAUCCCCAGCUGUUGGCUUUGUGCAGCGAUGUUUUAAUCUCAGCCACGGUGUUGAUACAAACCAUACUUCUGUGUUUGAAAUAUGUACAUAUUGAGAUUUUUUUAUUUAAUUCAUGGUUUCUGUUCACACAACAGGCAGAAAGCAAGAAAACUCUUUGAACUCGUCCUUAAAAUGUCUUUGCUCUUUCUUUGGCUAUUUGUCUUCUUUUUGUUCCCCCUCGCUCUUCAAAUACUUUCACACACGCCUACGCGUGACAUUUUACAAAAAGCAUCCAUCUCUUUCCUGUUAAGGGAAACUAAUAAUGUACAUAAAACACAAUGUUGGGAUAGUUUACAAAGAGGACUCAUUCUCUAGUUGACAACUUAAGUGAAAACAUGUAUCAGACAUUGAAUGAAGUCAGAAGUUUCAACGCUAAUAGAGAAGUUUAACCAGCUGUCAUGUGGCUAACUAGUGGAGCCUGCCUUCUGGUAACAGCCCCCAUUCAAAGCCGUCAUCCUCCCCUGCCAUGCACCUCAUUGUAGCCAUGCCAUUGGGAAUCUAAUUUAUUGUAAAGAUAUGCUUUUGUAUGCGCUUAAUGGAGCCAUUAUGGUUGAAACUCCUUAAUAACCCCCUGCCAGCCCUGCCACUCAAUGCCAUUAUAAUAUGUAUGGAAGAAUAUGUUUUUCUUCUCAGUCAUAUUGUUUAAUACUGGACUGGAGAAAUGACUGGAGAAAUGUGUCAUAUGUGUCUCCAAAUUAUCAACAGUGUCAUUAAGUGACCACUAGAUGGAAGCAUCCUAAACACAUCUUCUCCUCCUCCUCCUCUCCGAGCCUUAAGUUUGGAGAUGACAUCAUCUGAUUAGGAAGCAUGUAGCAUCAGCUCCAGACUUGUUGCUGUGAGUGAGAGGAUACGAAUAGACAAGUAUCAAAUCACACAAGAUUGAAGUUUUCUAAAGAAGUGAACAGUCAUUAGUAAUGCAGGUAGACUUCUACCAGACGUUCUUUCAAAAUGUCCUGAUAUUCCAGGGAUUGUGUGUCCAGUAGGAACCCUGAGGAUGAUAUUUCUCCUCCACCUCCUGCUUCCCAAAAUGUCUGCAGUCUCCGAACACUCAAACAUCACAUUUAUAACAUCUUUGGGAAAUCUUGGGUGAGGCGGCUCAAGCGCUUUUUCCCGUCUUGGGAGAACUGGAGAGUAGGCUUCUCUAAUCGCAGACUCCGGUAAUCCACUCCCGCGCUCCUCCUCUGCCCAGAUGAACUCUGACAGCGGGGCCAUUUACAACUGGAGGCCUUCCUCCACUCCGAGUGCGCUUCCAGAUUUUUUUGUGUGUGUGUGUUGUGUGUGUGCAGGAGGGACGGGGAGGAAGGCUCAAGGGUAUCUGUGAUCUAAUCAUUACACCAUCUCCUCACCCCGGCGACCCCGCUGCAUCCAUCUCUCUGUCGGCUCCUCUCUCUCUCGCUCUAUCUCACCUUGUCACUUCCCUUCUCUCUCUCUCUCUCUCUCUUUACUGCUCUCCUUCUCCAUCUAUCUUUCAUCCAAUCUCUGUCUUCUCUCUGUAUUCUGUCCCUCACCCCCGACGCUCUGUAGGCUGUAACUGUAUGUUGGCGGGAGGAGACGAUUCAGAGAGAAGGAGGGAGAGAGAGAGGCGGUCUGAUUCUCUAUAAACAACCACAAAAAUGAGAACUGGUUUAAUUUGAACACAAAUUCAUAGACUGGGAGAGAGAUGAUCCCAAUUAGAGGAUGAAUUAGAAUCAGCUCUGUUCUCUACACAUAUAGAGCGCCUGCACAGAUUAUGUCCAUAUGCAGAGGCACACACCGUGUACGUGUGGAGAAACAUUCUGACAGGAUUUAGGGCCGGGCAAGUCUUAGCCCAGUAGGGGGUUUCAGGAUCCAAUCUUCUUAACCGACAUGAGAGGACAGUUCUGCAGGAACCUGAACAGAAACAUAAUACCAGCCAUACAUGAAGGAAAUAUGUCAUAUAAUACUUGUUUGACUCUGGGGCUGAAAAUCGAUCCUUAAUCCAUUGACAAAUCAUCCCCCCCUCCGUCUCUGUGUUAUAUUGCUCACUGUGUUCUCGCUCUGUUAUCCCUAUGAAGCCAAAGAUGUAUGCUGUACUUACUGUACACUCUCAGUGUUGUUGUCGUCGUCUCAUAACCACGGUACCCGACCGCUGUGGCCUAACUCUAAAACCGUGCAAUCUCGACUGUGUAGCAUUACCGUGUAUUGUUGCUGUACCAUACUGUAAAAUAUGUACAUAGCACAUAAUAAAGAUAUACAUUGCUUCUUGUAA
Messenger RNA from Sebastes umbrosus (honeycomb rockfish), 6855 nucleotides. RefSeq names its product guanine nucleotide exchange factor VAV3 (gene vav3a). Gene Ontology annotation, cellular component: cytoplasm; plasma membrane. NCBI's taxonomy places the organism in Eukaryota, Metazoa, Chordata, Actinopteri, Perciformes, Sebastidae. The transcript has 28 exons. Bases 247 to 2841 code for a protein of 864 amino acids. Gene Ontology annotation, biological process: intracellular signal transduction; regulation of GTPase activity; cell migration. Gene Ontology annotation, molecular function: protein binding; guanyl-nucleotide exchange factor activity. The record is from RefSeq and is a predicted model, not a curated record.